Molecule: messenger RNA, 795 nt
Organism: Lachancea sp. 'fantastica'
Lineage: Eukaryota; Fungi; Ascomycota; Saccharomycetes; Saccharomycetales; Saccharomycetaceae
Source: the annotation of a GenBank genome assembly
AUGGCUCAAACUGCCUUCGAUCAGAAGAAGGAUCACAUCCUGGCAGAAAUCCACAACAAUAUGCAGGAUCUGUCGCCCAAAGGAACAAUCGAUGAGCUGUGUUGGCCAAUCAUGGAUUUGAUCAACUCGCACCGGGACAUGGUCACCACUUCGUCGUGUUCGGGACGUCUUAGCGUGUUUGUGGAGGGCAACAAGCUAAGCAACGAAGACGUGAAAUCGGGAGGCAAAGGAGAAGGUGGGAAAUGGCUGUUUGUCACGCAUAACCAAGAAGAAGUGAUGAGAUGGACCGAAAAGCUACCAGAAACCGUGAGUUACGAAAAAGAUCUUCAAAACGUUGCUUCCCAGCCCAAUGCCCGCUAUAUACUGUACAAAUACGAGCCGUUCAUCCUGCAUGUGAAGUGCAGAGACUUUUCAACUGCCAGCAAACUAUUCAGCACGGCUAUGGCGUGCGGCUAUCGAGAAAGUGGGAUCGGCAGUAACUACAUCGUUGCCGUCAGAGUCAACAUCAAAUUGGACAUUCCAAUUGGGUAUCUUGACCCAGAUACCGAGAAACUUAUCUUUUUCGUGGAUAAGUGCUACCUUCAACUUAUAGACAGAAUGACAGUGUCCAAGUUUACUGAGAACGCCAAGAAAAUGCGGGAACUUCACGAUAGAAUCGAAAGUCAGCUUGUCAAUCCGUCUCACACCAUAUCAAUCAGCAAUGAGCCCAAGGAAACCAAGGAAGAACGCCGGGAACGCAAGAAAAAAGAGGGCUUGUUGAGACAGCAGCAGGUAAACCAGGAAAGAACACAGUGA